CAAGCCCAGAAGAUUUAAAUCAAAAAUUUAAUGAAGAAAAAAGUGAAUAUGAAGAAAAAAUUAAAAGGCAACUUAAGAAAACGAUCCUGGAAAAUAACCGUAGAAUUUCAGGACUUGAGAAUGAGUUAUUAAGUGAUCAUCAUUAUAAAAAUCUUUAUGAACUAACCAUAGAAAAAAAUCGUCUAUUAAAUGUCGAGAAAACAACUCGAGUCCUUAAAACAAGAGAACACGAGAUUAAAUCUUUAUUUAACUCAGAUAGACAUUCUCAGGUUUUUGACUCCUCUCAGGUUAUUAACUUAGAUGAUUUUUCUCGGGAUACUGUUACUGAUGUAUUUAUUGAAAUGGAUAGAGAAUUUCUUUAG
Dentiscutata heterogama is the source of this 362-nucleotide messenger RNA. NCBI's taxonomy places the organism in Eukaryota, Fungi, Glomeromycota, Glomeromycetes, Diversisporales, Gigasporaceae. The record is from the annotation of a GenBank genome assembly.